ACGCCCAUUGAGCUCCCACCCAGCCCUCCAGUGCAGCGCCGCCGCCUUUGCAGCGCCGUGCAGAAUGCGUGCCAUCAGCCGCUAAUCCCUGGAUCCUCCCGAGUAGGACGGACGGUGCAUUCCGGGAGAGUCGGUCAGUGUUGCCGUGGGGGUGUCGGCAGCGCUGGGGACCUGUUGGAGAUGACAGCUGACCAGGGCGGACUGAAGCGCAGGCACCAAAACAACAUUAGCCGAAGAGGAAGUUACAGUGUGACUGGGCUGUCGACAUGGAUUCCCUGAUGAGUGCUGUGUCGCCACGCUCACCGGCACCCGGCAAGAAGCUCUGUGAGGUGGACUUCAGGUCCGGGGCGACCCUGGAGCAGCUGUCCUCUCAGGUGUCCGAGUUGGUCCUACUGGAGCAGGGCGAGUUCGGGGACCAUACGGCUUUGGAGGUGCACACGGCAAAGGAUUUCAUCUUCAACAUGUUAGGUUUAGUCCAGAAGGUGGAUCAGCGCCUCCCAGUGGCUAACGAGUACUUACUGCUGUCCAGCGGGGCCCGGGAGGGUGUCUUGGACCUAAACCCGGAGGAUCUGGGUGACUACGCCAAAGGUGCCGAUUUUGACCUGGACUUCACACUGCUGGUGCCGGCCCUGAAGCUCCACGACCGCAACCAGCCCGUCACGCUGGACAUGAGGCACUCGCCACCAUGCCACUCAUGGCUCAGCCUGCGCCUGUGCGACUCCAACAUCCUGUCCCGCUGGAGCGUCUGUUGCCAGGAGGAGAGCGGACUUCCUGAUGGGGAAGAUGAGGAUGAAGACGGCGAAAUGGGAAAAGGCUCCAUCCCCUCCUUGGGCUCCCCUCAGUCCCUGGAUGGCUGCUACUUCUCCCCCACCCUGGUGACAGACUGGUUCUGGGGGGUGGUGAGUGAGGCAGUAGAUGAGCUGCGCCGAAGCCCCCAGCGAGGCAUUCCAACCCCCGAACGACUGGAGAGGAACGGGCCACUCACGACCAUCAUCCUCCAGGCAGGCUCCAGCCGGGUGCUGUACGACCUCGUUCCAGUGGUGUCGUUUCGGGGCUGGCCUGCUGUGGCUCAAGGCUGGCUGACCGCCAACCACUUCUGGGAUGGUAAAAUCACUGAGGAGGAAGCCAUAUCAGGAUUCUACUUGCUGCCCUGCUGCUCACCGCUGGGUGGCCGUCCUGACAGGGAGUGGAGGCUCGCCUUCUCCCGCAGUGAGGUUCAGUUGAAGAAGUGCAUCCCCUUUCCCAUGGCCCAGGCUUUCCAAGCUGCCAAGGCGGUUUUGUCUCGUAUCCUGGCCCGUCCUCGUGCAGGUCUCAGCCUCUACCACCUGCGCACGCUUCUCUUUUGGGCCUGUGACAGACUUCCCGAUGCCUACUUGUCCUGCUCAGACUCUGAUACCCCCGGUCGUCUCCUCCUGGGUCUCCUGGAUGACCUGGCUCAUUGCAUCCUCGGUAAAAACUGCCCAAACUACUUCCUGCCCCAGUGCAACAUGCUGGAGCACCUGACUGACAGCCAGGCUCUUCUCGUGGCUCGGAAACUGGCGCACGUGCGUUCCGAUCCCAGCGAGCACCUGCGGGCCGCUUUAGACCAAGCCCAGCAGGCGGGUCAGCUCAAGAAGGAACUCGCCACGAGCGCUAACGGCUCUCCAAGGCAUCACGCCACCAAUGGAAUCAUCUCGCCUUCCGAGGACAAGCUGGCUCAGCGUCUGCAGCAGCUGGUCACAGAGAAUCCCGGGAAAUCGAUCUCGGUUUUCCUGAACCCAGACGAUGUCACCCGGCCGCACUUCCGCAUCGAUGACAAGUUUUACUGACGCUACAGCGGAAUAUUUGAACGUGUGUGCGUGGGCACACCUGCACGGGUUGGGUGUUUAUAACCGUAGUUUGCCCCCCAGUGGCUGAAUGAUGAUCUCUCUUCAGACCGAAACACACUCCUGUCCUAACGCUGAACGGAAUGACACGUCACUGAGUGGUUGCCAUGGAAACGGGCGCCUCCAACAAGCUGUCCUUAACAAGACUGAUCUGGCUUGGUUUCGUCAAGCAAAGGUGGAAACACAAAGACUGUUAAAAGUGCAAACAGAAGGAUGAUCACUUCUAUAGACUAAAUGGCUGAAAGCUACUUGAUUGUUUUGAUAGUUUUCUUGAAUGUUUAAUGAUCACAUUGUGAUGUAUGAGUUCCAAAAGCCAGAACAAGACGCGGCUGAUGAAACUGAAUGUAAUGCGGUGAAGAGACCUGCCUCGUCUCUUCUCAUCGACUCCCAUUCGUUUUACGCUUUUGUUGAUAUUUCUCAGGUACCAAUAAUGCUUACCUUGUUAAAUUGAAGCUAGUCCCUUCAAAAGGUCUUUCAAGUAUUUCAGUGUGUCUUCACUGGAUAACACAACGUACCAAAGAGAAAACAAAAAAAAACACUUGCAAAUGAGUUUGCAAAACUCCAGUUUACGCUUUCCUGCCGAUUGAACAAGUCUGUAUCCGGUGAACAUUACUGUUUACUGACCCAAAAUUUAUGUGAAAACAUUUUUUUUUAAUAAUGAAAAAAAGACAUAUCUCAAAUUAAUGUCUUUGUUGAUCGUUAAGUGAAUGAAUUUUUUUCUAUAGCUGUUUAGAAUGUCAUGUUUAAAAAGGCUUCCAUGGUUUUUCAAGCUCCAAAAAAAAGCAUUUGAAAGUGAGUGUGGUGGUUAAUUAAGCUUGACUAUCCAUGAGUGGCACAGCCGUGGACCUUCCAAUUGUAUUUUUUAAACACUUACAAGCACACCGCCAAGCGUACAUGGCGACAUGCAACAUGACUCACUGCUGUUUUUUUGUUUUCUUUUAAUUAAGCUGCUGUUUCUUAAAGGAUCUGAUGUGCAGACUGCUGAAUACUUUAAACUGCUGUCGGUGUGUGGGUGUGUUUGGUGAAGCUGAAGAACAACCAAAGUGUGUUGGUGAAGAUUGUUGACUGCAGUGCAUUUAGCUUCAUGUUGAAAAACGGUAGUGCGGCACAAGUUCUUCGUGAUUGAGCUACUUUGUCAUUCUUUUGGCUUCAAAACAAUCGAACUCGGUGCAGAUGUAGUUGUGCUUUGCAGGGAUGGCAUGACGACAUCUGCGCUAUUUUAGUUGCCAUUUCCUGCUGAAUAUCGUAGACUCAUUUCUAAAUCACUCAACUUUUAAGUGCUGUUAAGACUCUUAGUUGAAUUAUAUUAAUUUCAGUAUAUGUUAAUAUUUAACUUGUUGCUUUGAAAAAAAAGUGCUAAUUAUAGUGACAUUUUUUUGGACUGUAACAUGACUGAGUUAAUGUAUUUAUUAUCACCGCUGAUUCUGAGGGCUUGAUAUUGAUCAGUUUGAGCUCUAGCAUGAAAUAAAUCACUACA
Doryrhamphus excisus (bluestripe pipefish) is the source of this 3342-nucleotide messenger RNA. It is a transcript of the gene tmem102, whose product is annotated as transmembrane protein 102. NCBI's taxonomy places the organism in Eukaryota, Metazoa, Chordata, Actinopteri, Syngnathiformes, Syngnathidae. The record is from RefSeq and is a predicted model, not a curated record.